GGACAGCGGAAGUUUUGUCGUGAAGGCCGUCGGGCGAAAGCAUGUUAUAUGUUGCAGCACUUCAUAACCACUAUUGGGAUUGAAUUUUCUGACCUCUCAAGGAACACUUUAGCGUCACUUUUUCAUAAGAUCACUAGAAAUAGUCUUCUUAUCGUUACUCUACAACUCAUAGUGAAGGGCGAUGGCAGAAGUAGUAGAACGCAAUUUGGAAGAUUCCGUUGGCGAGAUUCUGUAUAUUCGAAAGGCGAAACUAUUUAACAGAUUGGAGACCAAUGAAAUAGUUCGUAAACGAAGACACCAUGAAUACAGCCUUCAGAAGCGUAACAAACGGAUUUUAGACUAUGACGCCUACAUUAGCACUGAAAUAACGAUAAUGAAAUUGUUACGCUUUCGUCGCCAGAUUACAAACGAUAGCAGAUAUCUCGACAAGAUUGAGAAGUCAAUUAUUAGUCGUCUAGUACGCUUGCAUCGGCAAUUGUGUUACAGGUUCCAGUCUCAUCUUGACCUUUGGAUGAGAUUUAUUCAUUUUUGUAAAAUUAUUAACCGGCAUUUGUCUGUUGUACGUAUAUGGAAUAAUGUACUUCAGAUACAUGGUCGCACAGAACCAAGGCUUUGGAUUGCUGCAGCCGCAUACCAUUUACAUCAUGGUGUUAGAUCGAAAGCUCGUGAAAAUCUACGACAUUUUGACAGACAAAAAAGUGAUUUGGUAAAGGCGCGGAAAAGAUUACUGAGUGAAUAUAUGAUAUUGGAUCGUCACGCAUCAGAAGCACAGAAGAAAGAAAUAAACGAGCUUAUGAAAGAGUUAAAAGAAAAUCAAGCUUCCUUAGAUAAAGCAGCUAAAGAAAUGGUCAGAGAACGUCGUCUUACUUGGGACAGAGCUCAUCUGAAUGCCAUUCGGGAAGCUCGUCAUUUGAUAACUGAAGGAAUCUCUCUAAAUCCUGAGUGUGAUCUAUUACAUUUGGAAUUAGCCAAGUUAGAGAUCAAUGCUUUUGAUUUUUUCCGCACUCGUGUCCUCCCACGAUAUGAAAACUGUGGUGUUGAUUCGGCCAACACAUCUGCAGAUAUCAACCUGAAUGGAUGUAAUAAAAAGAAGAAACUAAAAACAUUAGAAAGAGAGGCAGCGGAAAACAAAAAAUUCAUGAAUUUAGUAACUGAAAAUGCAGAAUUUAUUGCUAACGGAGGAGCUGUCAAUUUAGUGAUAGAAUCGCUACUAUCUCGUUGGGUUAAUAAUAGUAAAAUGCUUGAACUACUUCAUCAAAUCUUGUUAACUGUUCCACAAAUAAUCGACUCACAUUUAAUUGAGAAAGUGGCUAACUUUGUAAACAAUGCCAAGGAAGUAGAUAUUUCUAAGUCUUUGGAAAAAAUUGAGGCCCCAUUAGAAUGUAGAACUCAUGGAAUUCGAUCAACACUUUCUGAUCAGUUGGUCGAAAUUCACCAAACCAUGCUGGAUAAAGGUGUGGAAGCUGUUAUACACUUAUGGAAUUCCUGGUAUUUACCUUCGACGGGUCAUUCUUUACAAACCUCGCCUUUCAGAUUAAUCAAUCCGUCAUCUCCUGAAGCUGUUGGUUUACUACGAUCUCGUUUAACUGCACUUUCUCUUUACUCUGUGUAUGAAUUAAACGGUCAGUCAUUGCCAAAAUCAACUAUAACAUCAAACGAAAUGGGCACAAAUGAACAGGAAACUAAAUUACACAAUGUUUAUCACCAGAAACGCCAAUUUUUGUCCUCUGAAGUUAAUAAAACUCGAGGCUUGUUUGAUUUACUGAGUACUUCACAGUGGGGUAGUCACUGUCCAGAAUUCUGGUUAUUAUAUUUACACUUUGAAAAGACAAUUGGAGAUAUCACACAAAUGCCAGCUGUGCAAUGGAGAGCUCAAAAGACUCUGCUCACUGAAUACUUUGAUAAAUUCAUAUUAAUGUUAAAUAAAGAACAAUAAUAAACAUUGCUGACAUGAUAUGUAUCACAUAUAUUUUGUUUAAUAAUUAAAAUAUAUUUAAGGAAGCCUUUUGUAAUUUAACUUAUGUAUUUAUAUUUGUAAAGAAUUUUAAUUUUGUUGGACUAUAGAUUGGUUUGUUUAACUUUGCCUAUAUUAUUCCUUUCGAAAGUGUUUUGUGAUCUUUCGAUAAGUGAUUAGUUCACAAAUACGUAAGUAACGACACUAGAGAUUGUCUUGGAUGAGAAGGUGGCAUCAAUAAUUUUACAGUUCUUUAAUUAUACAGAAACGUUUGGUUUAUUAUAGGACUGACGGUUAAAUGAUUGAAGCAUUUAGCUUUCAAGUGUAAGGUUCAAAUACCACCAUGUUUACUUCGAUUUCGAGUACAUAAACCAUUUAAUUGAUAAAUAGUUUGCGUUAAAUUUUAAUUAGAAUUGUAGCCUUCGUACAUUCUGCAAACUAAAUUUACGAGUUUCUCAAGAAUCAUUUAUGUAAGUUAUCCAAGCUUAAUCAUUACAUUUUAUUGAGAAUGAUUAUUAAAUAAUCACAUGCUUAACUAGUAGAAUGCGAAUAAACGCCUACGAUUAUCAUAUUCGAAUGUGUAUGACCCAUUCGUACUAUUCAGAUCGAUGAUUACUAUUCUCUAAGCCUGAAUAUCCUGCUUCAUAGUGCAUAAUAUUAAUGUCCCUGGAAAAUUUGAAUAUCCGAUAGUUCAUCUUUGAGUUCAGUACAUAAUUACGCCUGUUACUCCUAAUGGAGCAUAGGCUGCCGACCAGCAUUCUACAUCCCACUCUGUCCUGGGCCUUCCUUUCUAGUUCGAUCCAAUUGUUGUUCAUUCUUCUCAUGUCUGUCUCCAUUUCUCGGCGUAAUGUGUUCUUUGGUCUUCCACUUUUCCUUCGACCUUGAGGACUCCAAUUGAGGGCUUGACUUGUGACGCAGUUGGGUGCUUUCCUCAAUGUGUGUCCUAUCCACUUCCAGCUCUUCUUCCUGAUGUCUUCGUCUGCUGAAAUCUGGUUUGUUCUCUCCCACAGUAGGUUGUUGCUGAUAGCGUCUGGCCAACGGACCCGAAGUAUUUCGCGUAGACAACUGUUAAUAAACACUUGUAUCUUUUGGAUGAUGGCUUUCGUAGUUCUCCAAGUUUCCGCCCCAUACAGUAGAACUGUCUUGACAUUUGUAUUGAAAAUCCCGACCUUGGUGUUGGUUGGAAGACAGUUGUUUUGAGUUCCAGAUGUUCUUCAGUUGUAAAUAUGCUGCUCUUGCUUUGCCGAUCCGCGUCUUCACAUCUUCAUCGGAUCCGCUGUGUUUAUCUAUGAUACUGCCCAGAUAUGUAAAGGAUUUUACAUCAUUCAAAGCUUCUCCAUCAAGUGUGAUUCGAUUGGUGCAUGCUGUGUUGUAUCGGACAAUCUUGCUUUUCUCUUUGUGUAUGUUGAGACCUAUUGCUGCUGCUACCCUGGUCGUCUUCUCCUGCAUUUGUUGUUGCAUGUGCGAUAGGA
Molecule: messenger RNA, 3426 nt
Organism: Schistosoma haematobium
Lineage: Eukaryota; Metazoa; Platyhelminthes; Trematoda; Strigeidida; Schistosomatidae
Gene: UTP6
Product: U3 snoRNP protein
Exons: 9
Coding region: 182-1936 (584 amino acids)
Biological process (GO): maturation of SSU-rRNA from tricistronic rRNA transcript (SSU-rRNA, 5.8S rRNA, LSU-rRNA)
Cellular component (GO): Pwp2p-containing subcomplex of 90S preribosome; small-subunit processome
Molecular function (GO): snoRNA binding; protein binding
Source: RefSeq, a predicted model, not a curated record